This is a messenger RNA of Prorocentrum cordatum, 3174 nucleotides long. The record is from the annotation of a GenBank genome assembly. NCBI's taxonomy places the organism in Eukaryota, Dinophyceae, Prorocentrales, Prorocentraceae.
AUGGCCGCGGCCUCCGUCGUCUUGUGUCAGAGACGGCGGAUCCGCCGCUUCCCCAGGGUGGUCACGAUCAGCACGAUCGCCCCCAACGCCCGCGCCCUCCAUGUCGCCCUCCACGACCUCGCAACCUGCGCCAGCGCGUCCGCGGCCGCCCAGAGCGCGGCGUCGGCCGUGAUGGCGGCGGCCGAGGCGCAGGCGCUGGCCGCAACGGCCGCAGCGGCAGCAGCGGCAGCGGGGCCUCCGUCGGCGCGCGAACUCGGCUCAGGGCCCCCGCCCGCGCCCGCCCCCGGCAACGGCCCCCGCGUGAGCCCUGGGGGCAAGGUGGAAGCCGAGCCAGGCGGAACCGGACGGCCCCCGAGGCCAGCAGCGCUCGCGGCGCCCUCGGCGCCGGCGGCGCCCGCGGCGCACGCUGCGCCCGCGGCGCCCGCAGCGCCCGCGGCGCCCACGGCGCACGCGGCGCUGGCUGCGCCCGCGGCGCCCGCGGCGCCCGCGGCGCUAGCGGCGCCCGCGGCGCCCACGGCACCCGCGGCGCCAGCAGCACCAGCGGUGCCCGCCGCGCCCGCGACCGCCGCAGCGCCAGCAGGGGUGGCGGCGCCGGCGACGCGGGCAGCCCAGGCAGCCGCCCGCCGGCGCCGUCAGCGCGCCGCCGCCAUCGGGGCCGACGCCGGCCCCCGGGCGCGCAAGCCGGCUUGGCUUCCCUUGGGCCCGGGUGCUUUGAGCCAGAGGCUUGAGCCAGAGGCUACGGCGAACGCCCGCUGGCUCCCGGAGCUAGGCCGCCUAGAGGACGAGUGGUUCAUCGCGACGGUCUCCGCGAGCGUGAAGUCUCUCCUGUUCCACGCGCACAGCUGGCUGGGAGUCUCCCGCCUGCUGCAAGCGGUCCACGCAGCUGGCGCAAGCUGCCCCGUGGAAUUCAUCAGGUGGACCUGCACCCAGCUGCUCGGAGUCCUCUGCAGGGCGGCCCCCAUCCUCACCGUGCCCGACGGCGAGGAGGAGAUGCACAGCGACGUGGGGGACUGGUGCGAGUGCCUCGCCCUGCUGCUGCCGCGCACGGGCGACAGCUGCCGGGCCGUGGUGGCGGUGGCCAUAGACGCGGUCCAGCAACUGCUGUCCCGCUGCGAGUGGACGGCCACGGUGCACAUUGGCCCACCAGGCGAGGUGGCGCCCUCCGUGGUGGAGGAUCAGAGCCUGAAGCACGCCUGCGCCAGCGAGAAGCCGGCCCUGGAGCGCGGGGACGGCGGCGACCCCGCGCCGCCCUCGCAGCAGCUGGUCAGCGCCCUCGUCGCGAGGCUGCCGCCCUCCGCCAUACCGCCGCUCGUACAGCACCUGAUGCCGGCCAUGCACGAUGCGGACAGCCACGCCGCUCUCAGCGGCGUGGAUGCGCUCUACCUCAUUCUGCAGGCCUGCUGUGAGAAACUUAGCGGCGAGCGAGCGGCCAACCUCAUCUCGACCGUAUUCGAGGAGGUCGAGAAGGUCUCCCACAGCUCGGUGCGGCAGCUCGUCCUCUCCUGCAUCAAGGUGCUGGCGCUGCACCACUUCGAGUCGGCCGUCGGGGAACUGCUGGACACUGGCCCGGACUUCAACGCCUCGAUCCUGGGGGCGCUGCAGGUCCUUGCGAAGGAGAAGGCGCUGCUGCUGCGGCUGCUGAACCACUUCACAGACACCCUCAACAACUCCGACCCCGGCACGCUCAAGCGCCCGAACCGCUUGAUGCUCGCAGCCACCGUCGCCCUGGGCCACCUGUUCACGGUGAACGAUUCGUCCAUCGGCAUGGUGGUGAAGAAGUAUUUCCCGCAGCUGUUCGGCACCUUCCUGCUGCGGAUAGGGACCACCACCGAGGGCCUCGCCGCGCAGCAGACGGCCGGGGCGCUCAUGAACUUCCUGCACGCCUCGCAGAACGACUCCAUGGCCAUGGCCUUCGAGGGCAGCCGGCUCUCGAAGGUGACGCGCGAGAUGUACGACGAGGUCAUCUGCGACCUGGCCAUCAUGUUCUGCCGGCACCACCCCGCGAAGAGGGACGCGUUGCUGCAGUUCAUACACCCGUUCUUGGUGCGGCCGUUUCCUGGCCAUCGCGUGGCCACCGCCACGACCUUGUCGCAGCUGCUGCUGAGCGGCAGCGACCAGGGACUCAGUGGCGAGCUCAUCUCCGCGGUCGUUCAGAGCCUCCUGCGCUGCACCGAGGACUCGCACAGCACCGUGCGGAAGCAGGGCAUGCGCGGCAUCGGGCACCUCAUCCACUUGUGGCAGCAGGGCGUCGCGGAGGACGUGCGGGCCGACGAGGACCUGGUCCUGCGCAGGGUGCUGCCGGCCGCGUGCCUGGGCCUCACGGACGCGAGCGCCGCCGUGCAGAGGGAGGCGGUGUUGGCCGUCCAGAGGGCGUGCCAGGUGGACCGCGCGCCCCGCGAGUGGCGGCGCCUCCUGCUCCGCAGCAGCGUCCACCUGCAGCCACUCGUGGACGCGGAGGACGUGCAGCUGCGCACCGCCAGCCACGAGCUGCUGGGCCAGCUGUGCGCGCUGGCGGACCCGGCCGAGGCCCUCGAGGACUCGGUCGAGGAGCGGGAGGCCAGCCGGGAGCUGUCCCGGACGCUGGAGCUGCUGCUGGUGCACUGCACCGUGCGGCUGGAGGACGCCAGCCCCGCGGUAGCCUCGGCGGCGUGCCGCUGCCUCCAGACGCUGGUGGCAGCGGCGCUGCCAGAGCUCCCGCGCGCCAAGGCGGCGGAGGCCGUCGAGCUGCUGCAGCGGCGAGAGCAGGGGGCGCUGGCCUUCGAGCCGUUCGUCUUCCCCUUCGUGGCGCUGAUGCAUCGCGAGGGGGAUCCGGGGCUCGUGGUGCGGCGCCUGGAGAUCUGCCGGUCCUACUUCACGACCGGGCACGGGCCCGCCGCGCCAGAGCCGCCGCCGGCGGAGGCCGAGGCCAGCGAGGAGAGCCUGGAGGCCGCCGCCGGGCCCGUGGCCCCUCGCGGGCCCGGCGCGCACGGGCUGCAGACCUGCAUCGCGGCCGGCUUCGUGGUGGCGGCGAUCGUCCGUUGCCUGGAGGACGUGUCCCAGCGCCCCUCGCCGCUAGUGUGCGGCAUCUGCCGGGACUUGAUGGCCUUGGUGGCGGUUGAGGACUCCGACUUCCGGGCGCACGUUGCUCGGAUCCUCGGCUUCUUCGACAUCCUCACCAGGCCGGGGUGCCCGUAG